Rhagoletis pomonella (apple maggot) is the source of this 630-nucleotide messenger RNA. Its product is annotated as probable salivary secreted peptide. The transcript has 2 exons. NCBI's taxonomy places the organism in Eukaryota, Metazoa, Arthropoda, Insecta, Diptera, Tephritidae. Bases 62 to 424 code for a protein of 120 amino acids. The record is from RefSeq and is a predicted model, not a curated record.
UCGUUGAACUAUUCGCAAGUGAAGUAAAACGAAUCAUAAUGAAAAUUAAUUAAUUCCAACAAUGAAGACCUGCACAACAAUUGCACUCUUUUCGUUCGCUGUUCUGGUAGCGCUGGUCGCCACCAGCUUGGCCACAAACAGCACUUGGGGACAACGCGGCUACUACGAUCGCUUACUCUAUCGCACGCAGGUGGUGAAAAAAUCCGUUUUCUUGCGCAAGUUCUCUGUGGAUGUUAAAUUCCCUGUUAAGAACACUUACAAUCCCUACGUCAUCAGCCAGGUGGUUGCCAUCGAUCACAAGCGCAAGAAUGGUGGCUAUGCUCAGAUACGCCAAGGUGGACCCGGUUACCGAAAUGUAACUCUGCACAUUAAAUCCCAGCGUAAUAAAGGUAUUGAUUACACUGUUGAGAUCUAUGGUAACUAACUUACUAAAUAGGUAAAUGUCUGAAAAAUUCUAUGAUGACAUAACUAUGCGCAUGUGUUUGUAGUUGCUUGCGCCUUCACAGUUGAUUAAGUAAGCGAAAAAUAAAAUUAUAUUUAAGUAAAAUAAUUUAGAUUCAAAGUAUGAAAGGUAAACAUUUUGCGACUGCAAAUAGUGGUAUAAAUAAAAUGGGUCGUUCUAAAACUUAA